GAAAAAGGUCCGUCCAUAAGAGCACAAAGCACCAACGUUACAACAUCGCUUUGAGAGAGUUAGAACAGCUGUUUUUUCUCUCUUCUCAAAAGGAAUUACAGUUUAUAUGAAAUAAGGAAUAAUCUUUUCAUCACAAGAAAUAACGUUGCAGAGAGGAGGCACGGACAGUUUGGAUCCGUGGCAAGAUGACUGUCUCCACUCAGUUGGGUUUGCUGCUGUGGAAGAACUUCACUUCCCGACGGAGACAGACUAUUCAGCUGCUGAUCGAGAUCAUAUGGCCACUUUUCAUCUUUUUCAUCUUGAUAUCUGUCAGACUCCACUAUCCUCCAUACGAGCAACAUGAAUGCCACUUUCCCAAUAAAGCCAUGCCCUCUGCGGGGACUUUACCAUGGGUACAGGGCAUCAUCUGCAACGCCAACAACCCCUGCUUUCGCUACCCCACACCUGGAGAGACCCCCGGGGUGGUGGGCAACUUCAAUGACUCCAUCAUCUCCCGACUGUUCAUCGAUGCCAAGAAAAUUCUCCUCUACAGCCAACAUGACAAGAGCUUUGAAGGUUUCAAAGGACUCGUCCGGGCCUUGAGAAAACUGCAGAGAAACACUGAAGGGUUCAAGCUGAAGGACUUCCUCCGUGACAAUGAAACGCUGUCUGUGUUUCUUGAGAAAAAUGCUACCCUGCCCAAGCAUGCUGUGAUACAGAUAGUGGAGGCUAACGUCAACUUGGAGAAGGUGCUUAUUAAAGGCUUUAGCGUUCAUCUCAGAGACCUGUGCAAUUCCACAUCUCUGGAGGAUUUUGUGACCAUUGCCGAUAAGGAUGUGUCUCAGCUGACGCAAAACAUCAUCUGUCAAUCAUCUGCUGAAUGGCUGAACAACGCAGAGAGCCACUUCCUGUCCAACUUGGACUUCCUGAAGCCAAUACGGAAAGAUGUCAAGUCCGACCCAAAGAUUAUCCAAGAUGUGUCCAUAGCAACAGACAGUCUGCUGGAGAGUUUGGGAGCAUUAGCGGUGGAGCUUGUGAGUAUGAAGAGCUGGCGGGACAUGCGCAACGAGAUCCUGUACCUGACGGGCAACAGCACGCAGUCCCCCAAGCACAUGUACCAGGCCGUGUCCCGCAUCGUCUGCGGUCACCCGGAGGGCGGGGGCCUGAAGAUCAAGUCCCUCAACUGGUACGAGGACAACAACUACAAGGCCCUGUUCGGUAACUAUGGCAACGACAGCGAUAGCGAACCCGUCUCCGUUUACGACAACUCCUCCACACCCUACUGCAACAGCAUGAUGAAGGGCCUGGAGUCGAGUCCCAUAUCCCGCAUGAUCUGGAGGGCUCUGAAGCCACUGCUCAUGGGGAAGAUCUUGUACACCCCAGACACUCCUGCCACCCAGAGGAUCAUACAAGAGGUCAAUAAGACGUUUCAGGAGUUCGGCGUGAUAAGGGAUCUCGGCGGCAUGUGGGAAGAGAUGAGACCUAAAAUCUGGAACUUUAUGGAGAACAGUGAGGAGAUGGACCUCGUUCGGACCCUUCUCCAGAACAAUGCUAGUUCUCGCUUCUUUAAUGCCAAGCUGAGCGGGACAGACUGGUGCGUGGAGGAUGUGUCCAGCUUUCUGUCAAAGGCUUCAGAGGACAUGCGUCCCCAUGGGUCAGCGUACACAUGGCGAGAAGUGUUCAAUGAGACGGAUCAGGCCAUCCAAACCAUCUCUCGGUUCAUGGAGUGUGUGAACUUGGAUAAGCUGGAGCCUGUGGCUAAUGAGGAGCGUUUGGUAAACAAGUCCAUGCAUCUGCUGGAUGACCGCAAGUUUUGGGCUGGGAUAGUGUUUCCUGACAUGCAGGCCAACACGUCUGACCUGCCGCCCAACGUCAACUACAAGAUCCGCAUGGACAUCGAUAACGUGGAGCGCACCAACAAGAUCAAGGACGGGUACUGGGAUCCCGGUCCUCGAGCGGACCCGUUUGAAGACCUGCGCUAUAUUUGGGGCGGCUUCUCCUACCUGCAGGACGUGAUUGAACACGGGAUCAUACGAGCUCUGACCGGCAGCAAGGAGAAAACGGGAGUUUACAUCCAGCAGAUGCCUUAUCCCUGCUAUGUGGACGACAUCUUCCUGCAGGUAAUGAGCCGCUCCAUGCCUCUGUUCAUGACUCUGGCCUGGAUGUACUCGGUGGCCAUCAUCAUUAAGGGUGUGGUGUAUGAGAAGGAAGCACGGCUCAAGGAGACCAUGAGGAUUAUGGGUUUGGAUAAUGGCAUCUUGUGGCUGAGCUGGUUCAUCAGUAGUCUGAUCCCACUGCUCAUCAGCGCCGCCCUACUGGUGCUCAUCCUGAAGAUGGGGAAUCUCUUGCCGUACAGUGAUCCUGGUGUAGUCUACUUGUUCCUGGCCUCCUUUGCCGUUGUGACCAUCAUGCAGUGUUUCUUGAUCAGCACGCUCUUCUCCCGCGCUAACCUCGCCGCGGCCUGCGGGGGCAUCAUAUACUUCACCCUCUAUCUUCCCUAUGUGCUUUGCGUGGCCUGGCAGGAUUACAUCGGCUUUGGCGCCAAAGUAGUAGUGCUUCUCACCACUUCCAUCUCGCUCAUGCUCUUCGAUUCUGUACUGUACGCCAUCAUGACCUGGUACAUUGAAGCUGUGUUUCCAGGUCAAUAUGGCAUCCCACGACCCUGGUAUUUCCCUUUCACCAAGUCAUACUGGUGUGGAGAGAAAUGUGGUUGGAUUACAACAACGCCGACCAACAAGAAAGAAAAUGCUGAAGCUGUAUGCAUUGAAGAAGAACCGGCCCAUCUGGAUCCAGGUGUUUACAUCGAGAACCUGGUGAAGGUCUACAGCAACGGCAAACUGGCAGUGGAUGGUUUGACUCUGGGUUUUUAUGAGGGUCAGAUCACCUCCUUCCUGGGGCACAACGGCGCUGGGAAAACCACAACCAUGUCUAUCCUCACUGGCCUGUUUCCACCCACCUCCGGCACCGCUUACAUCCAGGGCAAAGACAUCCGCACCAAUCUGAACACUAUUCGUCAAAACCUGGGCAUGUGUCCGCAGCAUAACGUCCUGUUUAGCAUGCUCACCGUGGAGGAGCACAUCUGGUUUUAUGCACGUCUGAAGGGUUUGCCUGAGGAGAAGGUGAAAUCAGAGAUGGAGCAGAUCGUGAUGGACCUCGGCCUGCCUCAUAAACGCAAAUCUCGAACCAGCCAGCUCUCGGGAGGAAUGCAGAGGAAGUUAUCAGUAGCGCUGGCGUUUGUUGGAGGGUCAAAGGUCGUGAUCCUGGAUGAGCCCACAGCUGGAGUCGAUCCUUACGCUCGCCGGGGCAUCUGGGACCUGCUGCUCAAGUAUCGUCAAGGACGCACCAUCAUCCUGUCCACCCACCACAUGGACGAAGCUGAUAUCCUGGGGGAUCGCAUUGCUAUCAUCUCCCACGGGAAGCUGUGCUGUGUGGGCUCCUCUCUGUUCCUCAAGACCCAGCUGGGGACGGGAUACUACCUGACGCUGGUGAAGAAGGACUUCGAUCUCUCCUCAAGCUCCUGCCGCACCUCCAGCAGCACUGUCUCCUACUCCAAAGGAAGUCUCAAGAAGGAGGACAGUGUAUCUGAGAGCAGUUCUGAUGCUGGACUGGGCAGCGACCAUGAAAGUGAAACCACCACCAUAGAUGUCUCCCUGAUCUCCAAUGUGAUUUUCAAGCACGUUCCUACAGCCAGACUGGUUGAAGAUCUCGGGCACGAGAUCACUUACGUUCUGCCUUACGAGUCGGCCAAAGACGGAGCAUUUGUGGAGCUCUUCCAUGAGAUCGAUGACCGGCUCACUGACCUGGGCAUUUCUAGCUACGGCAUCUCUGACACAACCCUGGAGGAGAUUUUCCUCAAAGUGGCAGAGGACAAUGGUGUUGAUGCUGAGAUGUCAGAUGGGAUUAUACCUGCACGCAGGCACCGCAGACAUGCUUUUGGUGACCAUCAGAGCUGCCUGAAGCCUUUCACUGAAGACGACUUUGAUUUCAAUGACUCAGAAGGUGAUCCAGAAUCUCGUGAGACGGACUGGCUAGGCGGCGCUGAUGGUAAAGGUUCGUACCAGGUGAAGGGCUGGAGUCUGAAGAGACAGCAGUUUGUAGCUUUGCUCUGGAAACGCUUCCUGUACGCCCGACGCUCCCGGAAAGGUUUCUUUGCUCAGAUUGUGCUUCCCGCUGUGUUCGUGUGCAUCGCUCUGGUCUUCAGUCUCAUUGUCCCUCCAUUCGGAAAGUAUCCCAGUCUCGCUCUGGAGCCCAGCAUGUAUGAGGAGCAGUUCUCCUUCAUCAGCAAUGAUGCGCCAGAGGACAGACACACAAACAAGUUACUUGAAGCUCUGAUGGACAAUCCGGCUUACAACGAACAAUGCAAAGAUGAGCAAAACACUGUUAGCAAAUCAUGUGCGAUUAAAGAUGGAGAGUGGAUGGUUCCAGAGGUUCCUGAGACCGUUCAGGACAUAUUCCUAAAAGGGAACUGGAGUAUGGAAAACCCAUCGCCUCUGUGUGAGUGCAGUUGUGAAGGAAGGAAAAAGAUGCUUCCGGAGUGUCCGCCAGGAGCAGGUGGUCUGCCACCGCCUCAGAUCAAAGUCACCGCUGAUGAAACCUUGCAGAAUCUGACAGGCAGAAACAUUUCAGACUACUUGGUGAAAACAUAUGCACAGAUUAUUGGGAAAAGCUUGAAGAACAAGCUCUGGGUCAACGAAUUCAGGUAUGGUGGAUUCUCAUUGGGUGCGAGAAACUCACAGGCCCUCCCCUCUGGUGAUGAGAUCACUGAUGCCAUCUCUCACAUUCGUAACCGCUUCAGUCUUCAAGCGGGAACCGCAGCUGACCGCUUUCUGGCAAGCCUGUCGACUUUUAUCCGAGGUCUCGAUACCAAGAACAAUGUGAAGGUGAGUACACUACAUUCUGACUGGAUGUGUUUGCCUGGGUUCCUCAAUGUCAUGAACAAUGCCGUCCUGCGUGCUAAUCUGCCCCCCGGCCUGGAUCGGUCUAAAUUCGGCAUCAAAGCGUUCAACCAUCCACUCAACCUCACCAAAGAGCAGAUCUCACAGGUGGCAUUAAUGACGACCUCAGUCGACGUGCUGGUGUCCAUCUGUGUCAUCUUCGCCAUGUCCUUCGUCCCGGCCAGCUUUGUGGUGUUCCUCAUCCAGGAGAGAGUGAAUAAAGCCAAACACAUGCAGUUCAUCAGUGGAGUGCAGCCCUUCCUCUACUGGCUGGCCAACUUUGUGUGGGACAUGUGCAACUACAUUGUCCCAGCGACCCUGGUCAUCAUCAUCUUCGUCUGUUUCCAGCAAGAGGCCUACGUGUCCUCUACCAAUCUUCCUGUUCUUGCCCUCCUGCUGUUGCUCUAUGGGUGGUCCAUAACACCCCUGAUGUACCCAGCAUCAUUCUUCUUUAAGAUUCCCAGUACAGCGUAUGUGGUUUUGACCAGCGUUAACAUCCUCAUUGGGAUAAAUGGCAGUGUGUCCACGUUUGUCCUGGAGCUUUUCGGCAGCAACGAGAUUGGUGGCAUCAACGACAUCUUGAAGAACGUGUUCCUGAUCUUCCCUCACUUCUGUCUGGGCAGAGGUCUGAUUGACAUGGUGAAGAAUCAAGCUAUGGCUGAUGCUCUGGAGAGAUUUGGUGAGAAUCGAUUCCGCUCUCCUCUGGCGUGGGACAUGGUGGGCAAGAAUCUCUUUGCCAUGGCCGUAGAGGGCGUGAUUUUCUUCUGCAUCACCGUCCUUAUCCAGUACCGUUUCUGCAUCAAGGCCAGGCCGGUCAGCACUAAGCUGAAGCCGAUCGGAGAGGAGGAUGAGGAUGUGGCCAGAGAGAGGCAGAGGAUCUUGAGCGGAGGAGGACACACUGAUAUCCUGGAGCUCAAACAGCUCACCAAGGUUUAUAAGCGAAAGCAGAAGCCAGCUGUAGACAGACUGUGUGUGGGCAUCCCACCAGGAGAGUGUUUUGGGUUGCUCGGCGUGAACGGAGCUGGAAAGACAAGCACCUUCAAAAUGCUCACAGGAGAUUCUGUUGUCACUAGCGGAGAGGCCUACUUGGCAGGAAAGAGCGUGCUGACAGAGAUCGAUGAAGUGCAUCAGAAUAUGGGCUACUGUCCGCAGUUUGAUGCCAUCAGUGAUCUGCUGACUGGCCGAGAACAUCUGGAGUUUUACGCCAUUCUGCGGGGCGUCCCAGAGAAGGAAGUGUGCGAGGUGGCAGAUUGGGGCAUUCGUAAACUGGGCCUGAUGAAGUAUGUAGACAAAGCAGCAGGAAGCUACAGCGGGGGAAACAUGAGGAAGCUCUCCACCGCUAUGGCGCUCAUCGGAGGACCGCCAGUGGUGUUCUUGGACGAACCCACCACUGGGAUGGACCCCAAAGCCCGGCGGGCCCUGUGGAACUGCAUCCUCAGCAUCAUUAAAGAGGGACGCUCGGUCGUCCUGACCUCACACAGUAUGGAGGAGUGUGAAGCGCUCUGCACUCGUAUGGCCAUCAUGGUGAACGGCAGGUUCCGCUGCCUGGGCAGUGUGCAGCACUUAAAGAACAAGUUUGGUGACGGGUACACCAUCAUCCUGCGGGUGGCGGGGGCCGAUCCGCAGCUGCAGCCGGUGAUGGAGUUCAUCGAGCGGGAGCUGCCGGGAAGCACGCUGAAGGAGAAGCACAGGAACAUGCUGCAGUACCAGCUGCCCUCGUCGCUGACAUCCCUCGCCCGCAUCUUCAACAUCCUCUCCAAGAACAAAGAGCAGCUCCACAUCGAGGACUACUCCGUCUCACAGACCACUUUAGACCAAGUAUUUGUCAAUUUUGCCAAGGACCAAAGUGACGAGGACCACUUAAAAGACAUUAACAAAAACGAUGCCGUUGUGGACAUUUCUCACCUGAACGCCUUCCUCGUAGACGAGAAGGCCAAAGAGACUGUGGUGUGAUCCGCCAUUCAAUGGAUACAAAAAUCCACCUUCACGGGACUAAUAUGUCGUUUUUUUGUACUACUCUUUUUAGUUUUUUUUGUUCAAUUUCAGCUGUGUGUGUUUGUGCCCACAAGAGGGCGCUGGACCGGAAACACACUACUGAAACAAACAAUGCAAAUCAAUGCAAAAAAGAUUGACGUAAAACAAACACCGAUGACAGCGAGGCCGAGCCUGGUGCUUGUCGCCCCGUCGCGGUGAACGUGAGGAAACUUGAAGCUGUUCGCUCCUCUAGCGGUGAAUGUUUGAUUGACAAGACGUCUGCGAAAACAUCAUUCAGACACUGCCAAUGAGAUGUGGAAUUCAUCUCCUCAUUUAGCACAGGCUUCAAACUUUGCAUUUCAGCAACUACUCUAAGUCUUUGUACUUUACUUUUUUUAGACAUGCAUUUUAAAACUAUACUCAAAUGAUAUUUUGAUGCAAUGACGUGCAAUGUAUUACUAUUGUUAUUGUCAAGUGUUUGAAAGUGUCGUGCCUUGAAACAACACUCCGCUAAUGGACUCGAAGCGUGGAGCACACACUGUCAUCAAAGCUACAGUGAUAUUUACAUCUACUGUGAAGACGGAGCGGAUGACUUUAGAAGUUAAUUGCAUGCUUUACAUUGAUGCCAUGUUUAGGACGCCAUUGUAAGCUCAAGCAUGCUCUAGCUUUGUUAUCCUGAAGUAUUUCUGCGUGGGUUUCAACAGAUGUUCGCUGAUCUUGAGGCGAGUUUGGUGGGACUUCGCUGGGAGACUCGUAGUUGUUUUUGUGUCCAAAACGGCCCGAAGCGGAGGCGAGUUCAUAUUGUGUGAAACUGUACAGAAACAAAUCAUUUCCGUGCCAAACCAGGUCAAGUGGUUUAAAACCAUUGUUGGAUAUUAGUGGCUCUCAGCAGGCUACUAAAUGUUACGUUGUUGUUGUUGUUGUCUACACUGUGCGAUUUGAAACAAGACUUUCAUCGUACAGUAAGGCCUUGAGAGACGGCAGCUACAGGUUUUUUCUUAGAAAUGACAUUCAUAGGCCUCUGGUACAGGAGUUAAUAUCUCAGGAUGUGCCUCCUUAUACUAAAUGCUUAUGUUUAGUUUAUUAUACCACUUUUAUGAUCUCAACCAAUGGCACCAUUGUUGUUCGCCAACAGCGUGAAGUGACCAAAAGCAAUGAGGUGCUACCGAUUGAGUUUAUUUUUUAUCAUGAGGUGCUUUUUAGUCAGGCACCCUCAGAAAUUAAGCAACAAUCCCUGCUGCCACUGAAUGACGUGGAAGAAGUAGAAGAAACAAAGUAUUGUCUUUGGUCCAAAACUGAAGCACUUUAUAAUGUUAAACUGGUCUUGACAUUCAUAGUUCACAAACAGGACAUUUUGUGUUUAACAAAAGGUUAAUAGAUCAUUUUAGAUGUCCCACCGUGGCCAUUAUUUUCUGUUACAAUGUAUGUGUUUACAUUUUAAAUAUUAAAAAGCUAUUUCAGUCACUCUUGUGCCCUUUUUCUGUUCUGUUCAGGUGCUGUGUGUAAUUUCUUAACUGUGAGUAGCAGAAAAAAAGAAUUGCAGUAAAUAAAUAAUAGUAACAAAAAAGACAAACUUACUGGUGAUAGAUAUGUAGACUUGAUUUUAUAUGCAUUAAUAAUAUAUAAACAACUGAAAGAAAAA
Messenger RNA from Sinocyclocheilus rhinocerous, 8529 nucleotides. RefSeq names its product ATP-binding cassette sub-family A member 1-like. Gene Ontology annotation, molecular function: ATP binding; lipid carrier activity; ATP hydrolysis activity. The transcript has 50 exons. NCBI's taxonomy places the organism in Eukaryota, Metazoa, Chordata, Actinopteri, Cypriniformes, Cyprinidae. Gene Ontology annotation, biological process: lipid transport; transmembrane transport. Bases 186 to 6866 code for a protein of 2226 amino acids. The record is from RefSeq and is a predicted model, not a curated record. Gene Ontology annotation, cellular component: intracellular membrane-bounded organelle; membrane.